AUGUUGUCAGACUCAUCUGUUGAUCGGGCGGCAGUGCCUGCCUUCAAGUCACGCCGAACUUCAGAGCAGGCCUGCCCCGUUACGUUUUGCUGCGGUCUGCCAGGUCUGGUGUGUCCUCUGGAGGUGUCAGUCAGUUCAGGGAGCAUCCAGGUUGCCCGAGGCCAGACAGCAGUAUUGCCCUGCACCUUCACCACUAACGCUGCCCUCACUAACCUUAAUGUCAUCUGGAUGGUCAUUCCUCUUUCUAACGCCAACCAGCCUCAACAGGUUAUUCUCUACCAAGGGGGUCAGAUCUUUGGUGGUGCACCCCAGUUCUACGGGCGAGUGGGGUUUGCUGUGACAAUGCCAACCACCAGUGCCUCCAUCUUCAUCAACAACACUCAACUAUCAGAUACUGGCACAUACCAGUGUUUGGUCAACAAUCUUCCUGACCGAGGCGUCAGGAAUAUUGGAGUCAUUGGACUUACUGUAUUGGUUCCUCCUUCUGCCCCGCUUUGCAGAAUCCAGGGUUCCCUGGAUGUGGGCAGCGAUAUCACACUGACUUGCAGCUCGGAAGAAGGCAUUCCCCGGCCAACAUACCUCUGGGAGAAACUGGACAAUGUUCCCAAGUUGCCCCCAACUGCCACACAAGACCAAGUCCAAGGCACUGUCACUCUCCGAAAUAUCAGCACUGCGUCCUCAGGUCUUUACCAAUGUGUGGCUUCAAAUGCCAUUGGAACCAGCACUUGCCUUGUGGACCUGCAAGUCGUUGCACCCCAUCCCCGAAGCAUUGGCCUGAUUGCAGGAGCAGUGGCCACAGGUGCUGUCGUGCUCGUUGUUUGCAUUGUGUUGGUGGCUGUGGCACUGUUUUACUGGAAAAAUAAACACAAAGAGGAAGAAGAAGAGGAGAUUCCCAAUGAGAUAAGGGAGGAUGACCUGCCGCCCAAGUGCAACUCCACCGCCAAGACAUUCCACGCCGACGCCUCCUCCUCGGAGCACGACACCCUCACCUCCUCCAACACCUACAACAGCCGCUACUGGAAUGACCCCAAAGCCAACCACGCCACAGACUCCUUCACCCGCUUCAGCAACAGCAACGACGCCCACCACCCGCGGCCGCCACACACCCGCUCCUACGCCGUCAGCCAGGCCACGCUGGAGCGCAUCGGAGCUGUGCCCGUCAUGGUGCCUGCCCAGAGCAGGGCCGGCUCCCUCGUCUAG
Molecule: messenger RNA, 1200 nt
Organism: Chaetura pelagica (chimney swift)
Lineage: Eukaryota; Metazoa; Chordata; Aves; Apodiformes; Apodidae
Gene: IGSF11
Product: immunoglobulin superfamily, member 11
Exons: 8
Coding region: 1-1200 (399 amino acids)
Biological process (GO): homophilic cell-cell adhesion
Cellular component (GO): cell-cell junction
Molecular function (GO): ionotropic glutamate receptor binding
Source: RefSeq, a predicted model, not a curated record